GUCCCGAAGGGUGGCCCCCUGUCCGGCUGUCCAGCCCUCGGACCCCCAGGCUGCUGUCCGGCUGCAAGGAGCCUCAGGUGAGGCCCCCCUGGCUCGGCUCAGGCUUCGGAUCCCAGGCGGGGCGUCUCCGGGUGCCCAAGGGGUGCCACUCGGCUCUGUUCCGUGAGCCCUCUGGCGGGGAAGGAAGGAUUCUCUCAACAUGAGGUCCUCCCUGCAGGCAGUCGCGCUCUGGGGGAAGAAGGCCCCUUCCCACAGCAUCACCACCAUCAUGAUCACCGAUGACCAGCAAACAAUUGUGACCGGAAGUCAGGAGGGUCAGCUCUGUCUCUGGAGUCUCUCACCUGAACUAAAGAUUUCAGCUAAAGAACUUCUGUUUGGCCAUUCUGCGUCAGUAAUAUGUGUGGCGAAAGCCAGAGACUUCUCUAAAGAGCGCUAUGUCGUUAGUGCUGCUGAAAAUGGGGAGAUGUGUGUAUGGAAUGUCACCAACGGGCAGUGCGUGGAGAAGGCCACCCUUCCCUACAGGCACACUGCGAUCUGCUAUUACCACUGCUCGUUCCGGAUGACAGGAGAAGGCUGGCUUCUAUGCUGUGGAGAAUAUCAAGACGUUCUUAUAAUUGACGCCAAAACCUUGGUUCUAGUUCACACGUUCACAUCGUCCCAGUCUCCUGACUGGGUCAAUUGCAUGUGCAUCGUUCACUCCAUGAGAAUUCAAGAAGAUUCUCUCUUGGUGGUAUCAGUUACAGGGGAACUCAAAGUGUGGGAUCUCUCGUCAUCUAUCAACAGCAUUCAGGAAAAGCAAGAUGUCUAUGAAAAGGAAUCCAAAUUUCUUGACUCCCUGAACUGCCGGACAAUACGAUUUUGCACAUAUACAGAGAGACUUCUAUUGGUGGUAUUUUCUAGAUGUUGGAAGGUUUACGAUUAUUGCGAUUUUUCCCUUCUGCGGACUGAAGUCAGUAGACGUGGGCAGCUCUUUGCUGGCGGGGAGGUGCUUGCUGCUCACAGAAUCAUCAUCUGGACAGAAGAUGGUCACAGUUACAUCUAUCAGCUGCUGAACAGUGGGCUUUCAAAAAGCAUAUACCCUGCUGAUGGAAGAGUGCUUAGAGAGACCAUUUAUCCUCAUUUACUGUGCUCUGCGUCUGUGCAGGAAAAUAAGAGCCUGCCCUGUGUUAUGGGCUACAUGAAUGAAAGGAAAGAGCCUUUCUAUAAGGUACUUUUCUCUGGAGAAGUUUCAGGGAGAAUUACUUUGUGGCACAUCCCCGAUGUUCCUGUGUCCAAGUCUGAUGGCUCUCCUGGAGAGAUACCCAUAACUACCACCUGGACCCUUCAAGAUAAUUUUGAUAAGCAUCAUAUCAUGUCACAAAGCAUUAUCGACUACUUCUCUGGGUUUAAAGAUGGAGCUGGAACUGUGGUGGUCACUUCAUCAGUGUAUGUCCCAAGUCUUGAUAAACUAGUAUGUGGCUGUGAAGAUGGGAACAUUGUCAUUACUCAGGCUUUGAGUGCUGCCAAAGCAGGGCUUCUGGAAGGAGGUUCUCUAUUAAAAGAUUCCCUCCCUCACAAAGUCCUCAAAGGCCAUCACCAAAGUGUUAUCUCAUUACUUUACCCACAUGGUCUCUCUUCAAAAUUGGACCAAAGUUGGCUGGUGUCUGGGGACCAGGACUCUUGUGUCAUCAUGUGGGAUAUCUUCACUGAAGAAAUUUUGCAUAAAUUCUUUUUGGAAGCUGGUCCAGUAACAAGUCUUUUGAUGCCACCAGAGAACUUCAGACUGAGGAGUAACCAGGUGGUUUUCUGUGUGUGCGGCGACCACUCCGUGGCCCUCCUCCACCUGGAGGAGAAGCGGUUCCUCUUCUGUGCCCGGAAGCACCUCUUUCCGGUGAAGGUGAUCAAGUGGCACCCGGUGGAGAACUUUUUAAUUGUUGGGUGUGCAGAUGACUCCGUUUACAUCUGGGAGAUUGAAACAGGAACUUUGGAAAGACAUGAGACAGGAGAAAGAGCAAGAAUUAUUCUUAAUUGUGAUGAUUCACAGUUUCUAAAGCCUGAGUCAGUACUUUCAGUUGCCUCAGAGACACAUAAACACAAAAGUGUAGAGCAGAGAUCCUCCAGCUCCUACAAGUUUGGGCCAAUGCCUUGCCCUGGUCUGCAGGUGGAGUCUUCAUGUAAGGUUGCUGAUGCCAAGUCUUUCUCGGGUCCUUUUAAUGUCUUGCCUGUGAAGACCAAAUGGAGUAGCAUUGGCUUUCAUAUCCUUCUAUUUGACUUGGAAAGCCUUGUUGAACUUCUGCUGUCAACAUCGGUCUGUGACAGUGACCCUUCCAAUUCAUUCUAUCCCAGUGAGAUCCUGAGAAGAGCCAGAAGUACAGUUGAGAAGAAAACACUGACGCUGAAGAGAAAUAAAACCUCCUGUGCUUCUCUCUCAGCAGAGGCACAAGCCAGGCCUGUGAGUGAAGCCCCGAGCCAAGGAGAUAGUUCCACCCUGGUCUUAGAAGAAUAUGAGGGAAUAAAAAGGCAGAAGAAACUGAAGAGCUCCAAAAAGACACACCCUACGCCAUCCAGAAAAUUUGAUGCCAACCUCACAAUAGAUGUAGCCAAAUUGCUCCUAUCUUGCCUUUUGCCAUGGGGCGUGGAUAAGGAAUUAGAUAACCUUUGCAUUAAGCAUCUCAAUAUUUUGAAGCUUCAGGGUCCCGUUUCUUUAGGACUUGCUUCAAAUGAAGAUCACUUCUCACUGAUGCUGCCAGGUUGGGAUGUAUGCAAUGCCGAAACGAAGAAAGACUACUCGAAAGUCAAUUUGUUUUCCAGAAAAGUGUUGGACUUGUCAAACAAAUACACAUCCACUCUUCCAAAUCAAGCUGGGACACCAGGAGGACUGGAAAAUAAUUGCGAUGCUUCGCAUGAGUCAAACACUAUCACUUAUUUAUUGAGAAGACUGUUUUUAGUUAACAAAUUAGUUAACAUGCCUGUAGACGUGGCAUAUGGAACUGACAGCUCUUUCAGAAUGGAUUCUGUGCAUAACAAAGUGAAAAGUCCUGGAAAUGAUAUUUUGCAUAUUUUAAGCUUCUACGGUUACUUAAGAAAUGGUAAGAAUGAACCCCAUCUACCUGAAGCUGAUGUUUCUCUCUUGAAGCUAAUUUCCUGUUGGAGAGACCAGUCUGUGCAGGUAACUGAAGCAAUACAAGCUGUUCUCUUGGCGGAAGUUCAACAGCACAUGAAGACCUUGAGAAAGACACCAGUCAACAGUGAACCAGGGUCCAUGAAUGAGAAUGGUAACUACCAGAUGAUGCAGAUCCAGCCAAAGAUGGAAUGCACAGAGGAACUAGAGUUACAGUGUAUUACAGACAGUUUGUCUCUGCAAACUUCAGCCAGUCUGGUCAAGCAUGACAGCGACUCAAACUCGGCAAACUUCCAAGACACUGAGGACAUGCCUGACAGAUGUGUCGUGAAAGAGUCUGAGAGUCCAGGUGAAAGCCAUUUAAAAAUAGUCAAGUAUAAAAUGAUAAAUUUGACACAGCUUUGGGGUCCUUGGAAGGGGGUGGGGAGACAGGACAUUGUAAUGCUGUUUGCUCUUAGCAGCUGCACUGUCAAAUUAAUGGUCACCUCCAGGGGUCACGGCAUGGAGCUGUUAUCUUUUCCUCUUUCAUCAAGAAUUCAGUUGGAGGAAGUACAAAGGCUUUAUGACUGAAAAGGAAGCUGACACUAUUAGUUCAUUAUCAUCAAUUUUAGGCUAAACUGAUUAAUAGAGGCAGAGAUUGGAAACUGAAGGAAUGGCAAUAUUUUAAAUAUUUCAAAUAAUAGGAUCGAGUGGAAAAGGAGAAUUAGGGACAAAAGAGACACAAAUUGUCAUCAUUACAAUCUAUGUACCUUUCUAAAUACAAACAGGACUCUACCUGGCAUGAGAGGAUUUUAGCAUAACAGUAAUGGACUAAAGGAUGUAGUCAACUGUUUAGAAAGAAAAAGAAAAUAAUAAUCCUUCCCCAUGCAAUAAAAUUUACCCAGUGUCCAAGUUAUUUAUGUUUGUAUUUUCUUUGUAGGAAGAAUAGGCAGAAAUGUAUUGGAAAAAUAAGGCCAGAACGUUUUAGCAUAGAUUUUUGUUUCCUUUUGUUAUCUUUUUGAAGCAUGCCUAAUUUUAACAACUAAUUAGCUAAAGAGAAAAAGAAAUAUUUGUGAAAGUUGAAGGGCAUUCCUGGAUCACUACAAAGCCACAAGGCGCUUAAAAGUACCCCAUUAUUAUGAAUGAAAGAGUUAACUAUCUUCCUCCACUAAACAUUUUUCUUUUCUAUUUUCUCUGCUGCUGAGUCCCCUCUUCCCUCUCCCAUCUUUGUGUGCUGAUCCAUGUAUCAGAUUUUUGAUUCAUCCUCUCCGUGGCCUGUCAGCUUAGUUAAGAGAUUUCCAAAUCUUGUAGCCUUCGCUGACAAGGGGCAGCUGCAAACAGUCCCCUGAUCCUUCCCCGAGGAGAGCUACUGAGAUUUAAUUUUCAGUGAAAGGUGCAGCCUGCAAUCUAUGUCAGGUCCCCUAAGUCAUCUCGGAACCCCAGUAGGCCCAGUGGCGAUGGCAUUGUGUUUCAGUUCCUCCACUGCACGGAGAUUCCUCAGAAGAUGGACUGCCGCCCUGUGUCUGCUCUCAGCCGCACUCCUGCUCUUCCACAAACGGAGAAACGGCAUCUUUAGCAAUGACAGGAAUUCCUUAUCAGUACGCAAACCCAUCCCCUGCCAUAGCUAAAAGACAAGUGCAGAUCUAUCCAACUAUAAAAGGGAGAGGAUAGGGAUAGCAUUAAAUUUCCAAAAUAAAAUUAAUUUAAAAUAAACUUUUUGGUUUGACUCAAAUCGCCUAAUUUUGACUAGAUUUUUAAACUGUCUUAAUAAUUGAUUUUCUAUCAACCAUUUGUCAGGCAGUUAAUUCCACGAGGCAUGUCUUUACCUAAGUGUCUAUUGCUUUGGCAAGAACAGAUUCACUUUAUACCAUUUCAAAAGUCACAUACAUUUCCAUCAUCUCUCUGUAUGAAAUUGCAGUGAGAUUCAAAUAUAACAUAGUCAAAUCUGAUUGAUAUCAACAAAAGGAGGCAUCAGAACACAGAAAGAUUAAUUAGAAAAUAUAGGUGCUGAUAAAGAAUCUUAACUUAAAAGAUGAGUACUGUCUAUACAUCGGACAUCAUUAAACUGGUAAUAAAGAAUGAAUUACUCUGGCUUUUCCCUCUGUCCACUCCUGCAUUUUAAGGCAUCUUGCCUUAUAGGCCUAGAAACCUCUGGAGAGUUCACUACUGGUCUCACUGCUUUCCACUGAGAAUUUGUGGCUUGGUUGUCAUGGAGACAUCGUAUUUCUCCAAGAAUUUCUCAUAUUGAUCCGUGGCCAGGCGUAAAUGGCCAAGCAAGUGUGAGGAAUAAAGGGGGCUGGGCAGUCCUAUAAAAUGACCAGGGCUUGUGGGCUGGAAAUAAGCUCAUUGCAAACACUUAGGUAAAAAGAAAGAAGCAGUUUUAUUUUGUUUCAGGAUUUCUCUCUGCACUUUGGGCCAUUGUCUUCUUUCACUAUGAACUGAAAGAAACUUGUUAGUCACUUGUCAUGUCAGAUCUUUGGCGCUUGUCCUGACACAGCUGUCAGCCUUCCAGCUCUGUGCAGUUCAGGGACACACAACAAAGAGGCAAUGGCAUGAAUUAUUUAUUGCUCCUUGUGUGGAUAAAAUUCUGUGAUAAGAAAUUAAGACACUUCUGACAGAGGUGCUUGUUUAGUAAGAAAAAAUUUUGAUGAAAGAGUGCAUCAUUUUUUUUGAAGUAUGAGCAUUGGAGAAGCAAAAUUCUUAAAACUGGACAUGAAGGGAGAUAUGUGAAAUUGGUGGCAGAGAGGGACUUUCUUGACCUGGGGAAAUAUGUCUGUCUACUUCUCAAUGUCCAAAAAUUAACUUCCAACUAUGAAGUCAUUCAAAUAGUCAAACUAUUAAGACAUUUAAAUAUAAGAACUCCAAAACUAGAAGUAUUACUUUAGUGAUCUAGUUACCUCUACUUACCAUGUAAGAGGGUGUUUAACUACCUUUGUUAGGAAAAAAAAAAAUUAGGGGUUUUAAGUGACAAGCUUUGGUAAGGUGUCUUCAAACCAAUAUACGUGCUUCAGUAGCUAAGCUUACAAUUGUAUUCAUAUAUUUGUUAUUCCUUGUAUAGAAGAAAGUGAAUUUAAAUCAUGAAUGCAUCAUUCUUACCAUUUUCACCUGGGAUAUUAUCAAUAAUUUAAAAUUCCUUUUAACAUUUUCAUGUAUGUGCAAAAUCCCCCAGUUACAAAAUUGAAUGUGGUCAUUCUUCAAGCUUUAAUGGAUAUUGACCUUAUAUAGUUUUAUCUAUGCAAUUUUAAGUAACUAACAUAUUUAUUACAUCAUUUUUUUUUAUGAAUAGGCCCAUUGUUGGGGCAGCAUAUAGAAAAUGAAAACAAAAAAAUCAUUUUCCCAUUCAAGCACAGUUGAAGAAUAUUGUCUCAUAUAUUGUCAUUUUCACAUAAAGUCUUUUCUUCGUAAAUCCUCUAAACAUUUCACUUUGGUUCUUCUAGCUUCAUAUUGCUGCUACCAACUCAUUUGCACAUGCAGAGUGCAAAGGGGCAUUGAAGAGAGAAACACUAAAAUAGCUUUUUUAAACGGUGAAGUUGAAGUUGUUUAAACAUUGAUAGAACAUUGAAAAUGUUACUACUAAAACCAAAUUUUUAGAAUUUUUAUAAGAUAGUAAGAUUGAUUUCGUGAACUGACUAUAUUUGAAUACAGUGGGUUUUGAACUUCAGAGUGUUAUUUUUUUUUCCAUCGACACCGCUGCUCUCUGGCAUUGGAGAGACUGGGAUGACUGUAAAUGGGCUGGAGUGUGUGUGUAGAUUACGAUUUAGAGGUCUGGUGCUAAGGUUGUUCAGCUGGUCUCCAGAGCGCUCUACCUGGCUCAUCAUGCCAUUGUGAUCUCUUUAUGGGUUCAAGCUGUAUACCCAGGUGAGUGACUGCAGUCCAUUAAGGUUUGCAAAGCAACUUUAGACCAGAGCAUUCCUGAUACUCUGACUCUGCUAGUGAACCUGGGGGUCUUGUCUGAUAGGUUAAGGUCUCCCUCCACUGUGUCUUUCCUUUGGAAUAAUUCAUUAGCAGAGAGUUUUGCCUCACAGGUGAAUCCCAGAUUGAAGUUUCUGCCUUAGCAUCUGUGAAGUCUACUUUCUCCUUCAAUGGCAUUUAUACAUCCCUGAAACCUGUGGGAAUCACUUGGAUGUCUAGGAAUAGAAGCAUGGAGACCACACUGUGAACUUGCAGAUCCCUUUUAUUUUGAGGUUUUUUAGGGCCAUUAGGCUUUCUUUCUUUGGCUCUUUAAGGCCUGGUCGCUUCUGCAUCUGAAAGAUGCUAUCCCCAACAUAGUUCAGUUUAAUCCUUUGCUGGUUAACUUGUUUUCUGUUUCAUGCAGUGAUUAAAGCUCAGUUCCCAUUCUCUAGAUUAUAAAAGUCUUCUUGCAUCUCAUCUUUGCACUCAUGAUGAUAAAAAAUUUAGUGUGACAUUCACAAUGUUUAUCUGAGUGUUAAUGAGAGACCAUGACUUUUAUCACCUUAUUGGUUUGGAAAAUGAAUAAUUUUACUUCCUGGUGCACUUAGUACACAUAAACAUAGCUUCAGCUGAAAAUAGUAGUGACAAUUGAGAAAGUACCGAAAAAGCACUCAGACAAGCAUUUUCACGUCAUUCUGAAGUAAUUUAUAAUCAGUAUGCAUUCUGCCAUUAAUAGAACAUUUUAGUGAUUUUUAUAUAGCACGUUAUGUGUGUAGAUUUAUAGACAUCAUUGUCAAUCAAUAUAGCAUUUGCAUGAAUCUGAUGAACAAAACUAGAUUCUCACAGUUUCCAGGGGAUACUACAUUGUGAAGAGUUAAGGUGGAUCUUUUUUUUCCCCCCCUUUUACUAUUCUGGCUCAUGAAUCACCAGCAAAAAUCAGGUAAGAGAAAGUAGGACAGAUUCAGGACUGGAGUGUUGGAGAUGGCUGAUGAUGAUGCAUGAAGCAGAAAAAAUGUGGAAUGUGUGAGCAGCCCAUCAAUCAUAGCCAUCGCGAACACACUUCUUAUGGUUGCUGCUAAAAAAAAUGUUCUAGGAGGAGUAAAAACAAUUUUAGUAAAAAAGAAACCAUUUAAACUCUUUCUAGUUGUUUAAAAUAUCAUUUUUUUUAUUUACCCAAAGGGAAACAUUUAAAGCAUUAACUAAUAACUUUUAAAUAAUGUAAAAUUUCUUGGCUAAUAUAUUAUUUUAUGUAGCAUAUAUUAUACAAUAUAGACUAUGGUUUAACUAAACCAAAUAAUCAGGUUUUUGAGUUUUUUUCCAAGUAGGAGUGGGGGUUAGUAUGUGUAGUCACAUCACUGAUAUAAAUGUAUUUAGAAGUAGUCAACAAAGGCACAGUGUUCCAAUUAAUUUGAUAAUCAAAUUAAUUGAAACCAAGAAAUAUAUUUUAGACUACAAUAACAAUCAUCUAAGUAGUGUGAGAAAUAAAUGUUUUUCUUUUAUUCUAUAAUUCAAAUCAUAUUUCAACUAACAUUUAAACAUUUGAACCUAAAACUGCAAUUGUGGGCUUUUUUACAAAUAAUUCAGCUCCUUGAAAUUUAAGAAAAAUUGCUAAUUUCUAGUAUGUUUCAUCUUAUUGAAAAUUUCCAGCUUUUCGGCAAAAAAAAACACCCUAUAUUAAUAAUGUAUUUAAUUAAAAUAUACCUGGAACAUGGUUUACAAGA
Pipistrellus kuhlii (Kuhl's pipistrelle) is the source of this 8691-nucleotide messenger RNA. RefSeq names its product WD repeat domain 72 (gene WDR72). The transcript has 19 exons. Bases 200 to 3670 code for a protein of 1156 amino acids. Gene Ontology annotation, biological process: protein localization to plasma membrane. Gene Ontology annotation, cellular component: cytoplasm. Gene Ontology annotation, molecular function: protein binding. Lineage: Eukaryota; Metazoa; Chordata; Mammalia; Chiroptera; Vespertilionidae. The record is from RefSeq and is a predicted model, not a curated record.